Molecule: messenger RNA, 1770 nt
Organism: Laetiporus sulphureus 93-53
Lineage: Eukaryota; Fungi; Basidiomycota; Agaricomycetes; Polyporales; Laetiporaceae
Product: glycoside hydrolase family 16 protein
Exons: 8
Coding region: 235-1392 (385 amino acids)
Biological process (GO): glucan catabolic process
Molecular function (GO): hydrolase activity, hydrolyzing O-glycosyl compounds
Source: RefSeq, a predicted model, not a curated record
GCCAAUCCAGUUCUGAUGUUGACGCCUCGGGGCACGUCUUGACGAUAGGCGCCUCCCAGCUUGGCAUCCGCAUUUCCGGUCUCUUUCCCCCGCCAUGGGUGAAGGUGCCGAACUGUGUAGCGCCAUGGCCAUAAAGGUGUAGUGUUGCCUCUUGCGCUUUGCUGCCUCCCUUUACCGCACUCUCCCCGCUAUACCGAGAGGGCUGUGCCCUCCCCCUACUGUUCCUGAUUAGCCAUGUUGACUGCCAUGCUUUUACUUUGGGCGGUGCUGCUCUCCUGCGUCAGUUCUGCUGUGGGUUACGAGUUGUUGCGUGAUUACUCGGGAGAAAACUUUUUCAAUGGCUGGGAUUUCUAUGGAUACUGGGACAAUCUGACUCUCGGGAAUACGACAUGGGUGACUGAAGAGGCUGCAACUCAGCAGAAACUCGCGUACAUCAACGACGCGGGCAACGCGAUCAUGCGCGUAGACAACUUUACGACUGUCGCAGAGGGCGACAAGCGCAACGCGGUCCGCAUCACGACACAGGAUUACUACGACUAUGGGACCCUCUGGAUUCUUGAUGCUGUACAUCUUCCGUACGGAUGUUCUGUAUGGCCGGCGUUCUGGAGCAUGGGACACGAUUGGCCCGUCGGUGGUGAGAUCGAUAUCGUCGAGGCCAUCAAUGUCAUGCCCAACAAUCAGAUGGCCCUACAUACGACAGAGGGUUGCACCCAUGUCACUCCCAGCGACCAGCUGGGUUAUUCUGGUGGCGAUGACUGUGGGACAGGCUCUGGCUGCAUCGUGAGUGAGAACGCAGCGAAUAGCUACGAAAGUGGCUUUGCAGCUGCUGGUGGAGGCGUGUUCGCGACGCAAUUCGAUGUCACCGGGAUUUACAUGUGGUUCUGGAGUCGACCCGACAUUCCAGACGUCAUCAAGAACGCCAACUCGACGUCCCCCAUGAACAUCUCAACCUGGGGCGACCCACACGCAAGUUACCCAAAUACCACCUCCUGCGACCUCUCGACCUUCUUCACCGAACAGCAGCUCAUCUUCGAUAUCACGCUGUGCGGAGACUGGGCGGGCGUUCCGGGCAUCUAUGACUCGGAAUGCUAUGCCGCAGGUCCUGCGCACAAUUGCUACCUCGAUAAUGUCGUCGGAAACGGCAGCAACUAUGAUGACGCCUACUUUGAGGUCUCCUAUGUCCGCAUAUACACAACCGCCGCUGUGUUGCCCUCCAAUUCUUCCUCCGGAGCUUCCGCAACUAGCACAUCUGGCGAUCCCACGACGUCAAGCACAUCUGCCACGACCCCUGAUCCUACAUUAGCGCAGAAAUCUGGCGCCUCUAGGAUUCGUGGAGACGCCUGGCUUGGACUCCUCGCUGCGACGGUCCUCACCGCGUUCGCCCUCUUUUGAUCACGAUGAUUAUGUAUACCAAACUGCGUGCAACGUUCGAACGUAUUUCGGAAUGACGUUUUAAUGCUGGUCAUGACGGACUUGCUGUUGUUGAUAUAUACGGACUGUACUGAUUGACCUUGCUUCUGUGAUAUCUUAUGCGUUAUGAUGUAGGCCUACUAGCGCGUUCAAGGCUCCCGUGCUGUUUUUUUAUUGCACUAGUAUAUGACGCUAGAUUAGACGGGAAUAUAGGUAAUCGAGUGGCUUCUUCGUCCCUGCACUAAGGUCAUCGUUAGACCGGCGUCUUUCGAGUUCACUUUAUCCUCAACGACAUGCUGCGUCCAUUUCAUACAUCGAUUCAUCUUGUAGCGGGAGAUUCAGGCUGAACAUCGUCCGAGU